This is a messenger RNA of Cottoperca gobio, 8135 nucleotides long. It is a transcript of the gene zmat3, whose product is annotated as zinc finger, matrin-type 3. NCBI's taxonomy places the organism in Eukaryota, Metazoa, Chordata, Actinopteri, Perciformes, Bovichtidae. Gene Ontology annotation, molecular function: nucleic acid binding; zinc ion binding. The record is from RefSeq and is a predicted model, not a curated record.
AUGGCGCUGCAGCUGAAGAACGGGGAUGCAGUUUACUACCAGAGUGCAGAAUACUGCAGAAAUUAUACUUCGCCGCCUGUCAGCUACGGGGACAGCAGGCAUUAUCUUGCCCGUUUGCCAGGCCCAGAGAUCAUGCUGAAGCCUCCCCUAAGUCUCUUUAGCCAUCCCCAGCAGCCUUUCCACCACAUGGACUCUCUGCACCAGCUGAGACCUCCACCAUUGGCGCCUACGCAGCCUCUCGGCCCACCACCCCUAUCCCCUGCUCAGGCAAUUGGACCUCCAACUAUGGUUCCGACCCAGACUCUUUUGCCCCCUCCAAUGACUGCUACUCACACGUUAGGACAUCCCCUCAUCAUUACCCCACCACACAGUUUAGGCCCCCCUCCAAUGGCCCCAGCUCAGCCACUGGGGCCUCCACCAAUGGCACACACCUUAGGUCCCCCACACAUAGAUCACACACAAGCAAUAGUGCCUCCAACCAUGGACCUCCUACAACCGUUGGGGCCUCCACCUCUGAACCUUGCACAAGCACUGGUGCCCCCACCUGUAGUGGUGCCCAGAGCUGGCCGAUUCACCAUCCCUCACAGCCCCAUGUCCUCCCCUCAUGUUAUGGGCCCAGACCCUUCCCACCUGGCCCUAAUGCCCCCAGGACCCAGCCUCAUCCCAUCCCCGAUGUCCUGUCUCAUCCCUGGUCCUCUUCCGGGUCAGGCUGCCCCAGCCAGCGAGCAGCCCCAGGAUGAGGGCUCUCUGCUGGGGACGGAGGAGCCGGAAGACUCUCUGGGUUUGGGGGAACUGUGUAAACCACUGUACUGUAAACUCUGCAAUGUUACCCUUAACUCCGCUCAGCAGGCACAGGCUCACUACCAGGGGAAGAACCACAGUAAAAAGUUAAGAAAUUUCUACGCUGGCAGUCAACAGCCUCCAGCCAUCAGGAUCCCUGAAGUCCUCGAGGCGGCGGGCCAGACAUCCCUCAGCUCAGGAUCAAACGACAGUGACGCAGGCAGACAGGCGCAGUAUAAGGGAGCAACCCGGGUUAUCUUGGCCACAGAGAAUGACUAUUGUAAACUGUGUGACGCCUCCUUCAGUUCACUGGCAGUUGCACAGGCCCACUACCAGGGCAAGAAUCACGCCAAGAAACUACGGCUCGCUGAGGCCCAACAGAACGCCAUUAACAUGGAGGGCAGCAAUGAGGCAGCCCCAAGAAGAAACAGGAAAGAUGGCAGUGAGUACAGACUGGUGAAAAACCGCCGAAGCCCACAGCUACCUGCUUCCAUGCCAGGGCCGUACUACAAUCCCAGACCGAGGCAGCGCAUCCCGAGGGACUUGGCCAUGUGCGUGACUCCGAGCGGACAGUUCUACUGCUCCAUGUGUAACUGCGGAGCCGAGCAGGAGACGGACUUCAGGCAGCAUCUGGAGAGCAAGCAGCACAAAGCAAAAGUGUCGGAGUUAAGAUACCGCCACGAGAUGGAGAACCUCGGCUACAGCUAAGAGACACAAGACGGGAGGGGGGUAAAAGACAGAGAUUAGAGUGGGACAGAAUAGGUGGAGAAACAAAAUAGAAGACCAAAGUGCAGGAAAGCAAAUACUGCCCCGUGUUUGAGGGGCCUAUUUAGUGAAGGGAUUAGCCCACAUGGUCUCAAGAUCUUGUUGCAAUUCAUUUGAUACGCUUAAACACUUAAGUCCUCAUAUUUGACGUAAUGCUUUACCAUAUGAAGCUAUAAUUGGAUUUGAUGGAUUUAUUUGAUCUGGGUAUUACUCUUGAAAUCAUGUCUGUAUAUUAAAACUGGCUGCAACAUGUAUGCAGAGAACAGGGAUUGGAGAAAAUGAUGUACAAGUCAAAAAAGGUUUCCUAUUUGUUACACUGUCUCUGGUGAACUUUCCUCUAAGUAGGUUGCAUUAUGACUCAGAAUACAGGUAAUUGCAAAUGGAUUGCAAGUAAAUCUUGAGAUUGUUCAGGCCACAGGGAGAGGACUAGUGGUGCACAAAGAGCCAACAUAACAGGAGAGGAGGCACACUUGGGACAAUCAGAGGGUUCAAGCAUUAAUAGAGAAUGCAAAAUGUUGAAAAUAGAGAGAAACUAGUUGGCAGGAAGUAAAAGGAAGUAUAGAGGCAAACACUUGAAGUCAGAAUAUGUCUGGUCCUUGGCAAAACAAUCAUCACUGAGGACAAAGUUUGAGCCCUACAGGUAUUUUUUACAGGCCCUACAGCAGGGACUUCAUGGCGACUGAGCCACAAAUUCAACAUCUUUAUAACCUAACACAGGUAAUAAAAUCCAAAGCUAAUUUAAAAAACAAAGCACAACGAACAACAUCAUCUGGUAGAAACAGUGUUACAUGAAUCUGUUAGCCUUAGCCGACCUCUUAGCGGUCCUUUAGUGUGUAUCAGGCUGAAGGCUACACCCUGGCUAGCCUUGUUUGUGCCUUUAGAGAGAAUUAGGCUAAAGAAUAAACUUUGGCUAGCCAUUUUGACAUAUAGUGGGAACCAACCAACAGUAUUGUUUGGGUUUUUCUAUAUUCUGUGUCAUCUCUUUUCUUGUGAUAAAUCCACAUAAAUAUUAUGUAAAGAUUCUCAAAUUACGUUAUAGAUGUAAAUAUAGGAUAAUAUACAUGAAUACUAUUCUUUGGUUAAUGUUAGCCUAGCAUAUAUUGUAAAUACUCAUCUAUCUAUUUAAUAAUGAUCAGGAAUCUUGUACAAAGUGUGCACUGACUGAAUGUCUAUCCAUCAGCACUGUAUGUUUGUGUGUGGAUGUUACCGUACGCCCUCUAUAGCACUUUAGGCGAUGCCCUUGUUCAUUGGUAAAAGUAACUUUGGUACCAUCCGUCUAAUUAAAAGCUGCUCGUCUCUUCAUUGUGACUGUGCUGGAGGACCACAUGCCAGGAGAGGCUGUCUCUGAAGGUUCUUUGUCUUCCUAACACAGCCACACUGGCACUGUGAUGGGAAGAAAUGUGACAACACGUCGGGAACUCAAAGUGAUGCCUGCAGCCGAAAGCGUUUAACUCCAAACUUGUAAUUAGUUUGCAAAUAGCAAAUGAACGUUUGAAAAAGCUCAUGGCUGUUUCUGCUUGUUAGACAUAUCAUUCAAUUCUCCCAAUGAAUUCUGAUUCCCAGAAGGGACACAACCAGGUUUUAAUGCAGUGUGAAAUGGCUGCAGAGGAGGGAUGUGGAUUUUGUCAUUUAGACAGGUUUUUUUUUUGUCUGUUUUGUUUUUUGUUGUUUUUAACCCUGUAUGCCAGUCCAGUUGUUUUUGUGUUAAAUUCAUCCCUUUUUUGACUCUCUGUUCCAGUUCACUUUUGCUGAGCUGAACACAGUGCAGUCACAAGGCAUUUGUAUGUUAUAUUGUCAUACUUUAAAUGACUAAAGAAGACACAUGAUCAAAAAAAUAAUAAUUAUUGUUUGAAACACACAACUCUUGUCUUUUAAAUUGUUAUUUACAGAUUGAUGAUUAUUUAAUCCUUUAAAUAUAAAUAAUGAUUAUAUUUAUGAUUUUCCAUCUUCUCAACAUAUUUUAUCUAGACAGUAUACAAAGAUAGAGAUCUGUAGUUCAGGGGGAAGAAAAAGUUCCCGUUUCAUUUUAAAUGUGCUUUUCCAAUCUAUCCUGCAGAGCAGCAGUCUACGCACAGAUGCACACCCACUCCCACAUAAUUCAAUCAGUCAAAGGUCUGAUCGGUUCACGUAAUCAGAAGUGUUACAACGUGAACGGAAAGCAGCAUCCUGGUUUGGUUUGCUGUGGAGAGAGGCAGCUGUUCACAUCUUUCAUUCGUCUCUGGAGCACAAAAACACCUGAUCACACAGACGAGGAAAGUCAGGAGAAAAGCACUGUGAGGACAAAGUACUGCGGUGUUUAGGCAUUUAAUGUGAGAGAGGGGGAGAGACAAACACAGCAUAGAAAACAAAAUGCUAAGCUGUUUUAUUAGCCCACUGUGCCGUAUGGUUUAAUAAGAAAGAAACAAAGAUGAGCUGAUGAAAGAAGAGAUGUAACGAAUACUGUGGGCGAGACACAGCUAGUCGAGGAGUUCUUCAGUUGCAGUCUGUUAAUAGCACUCCUCCUCCUAGAAAUAACACGCUUUGUCUUACAUGAAAGAAUGGGUAGCAUAACCUUUAAUUAUGUUUUAUUAUUAUACACUCCUGCAGCUACUGAACACCUUCAGCAAAUGCAUGAAGUAAUAAACUGUAAAGAAAUGGAAGAAAUGAGGAGAUUGUAGGAAACUAUCUAACUGGCAUCGCCUUAAGAGCUUUUAACAUAAGACUGUAGCCUGCAAACCUUUUUUUGUUUCUGUUCAGUCAUUUAUUUGGACUUUCUAAACCAGUGGUUCCCAAACGUUUUGGCUCAGGACUCUUUACACAUCUACUUGAUAUUCGCAAGUUAUGACCUUAGUGUGGACAACCAAAGCUUGACCUUUCCCUACUCAGAUUGUUUCUUUGAACAAGAUGGGCAACUGCCCCAGAGGUUCACGCAUGCCAAUUGGAUUUUGAUCUUUGAUCAAUUAAAAAGUUGUUGGGGAGUUUGCUCAGCUAAAGUACAUUAACUAAGGCGAGUCUUGCUUUACUCGCUAAUCCUAUUGUUUCUAUUGUGCUCACUUGUUGCAUGUUCCGACAUAAAGUUUUGUAAAAUCAAAUUACCUAACUGAAGCCAAUUUGACAUAGUGGCCAAACCGUGGAAUUACAACUUCCUGGUCUACCAAGUGAUGCCAUUGGGCCCAAAAAGACAGGCGGGGUUAAAGAAAACGCUAGUGCUCUAUGGGCCCAAUGGAUGCAAGAUUGGUUUCAUUUUAAAGAUCACUGGUCGUCCAAUAUAUGAGUCAGGACACUAAAGGAGGCCACAACAAGAUUUACACAAGAUUAAAUGUAUUCAUGAUAAUGAACAUUUCAUCCAUAGCCUCUUUGUUCAUUUGAAAGAGUUUCAAAGAGAACAACUAAAAAAAGCAUCAAUCUAAUGGCAUUUUCACAUCUCGAAACCAGGAGGCUCUAAUUGAAAAGAAAUGAGAUAACAUAGUAAAUUGCAUUUGUACUUAAUGGGCUAAAACAUGCCAAACCACCAGUAUACUGCUCCUUUUACACAGGACUAUUUUUGGAUGGAUAUUGCUGCAGUUAAACACCAUUCUGCAUUUAAGAGUCGUCAUUGCUUGCAGAAAAGUUUCAAGCAGUCAAAAGCUCCAAAAUCAAGAAACCACUGUGGCAAAUAAAGGCAUCUACAUAUGGCCAUUAACUUUUAACAGCUUUAAUAUUUUGCCAAUCGGCAUUUUCAUUUGCUCUGUGUUCACUGAAAUUGAUUGGAUUGCAUUCAUGCUUCUAGAAAACUGUUACCCGGGGUACUGCUUCUGUUUGUUUUGUUCCAACUGUGUUUACUUGUUAGAGACUGUAACAGCUGGUCACUAUAAUAUACUGAGAAUUAUUGGUUUCACUGUUAUUAACCAUCAGAAUCCUGAUGUGUGUAUAAGUUGAACUCAAGUGCUUUAAAAUACAUAUUGCACCAUAUACAUUGUAUCUGGUUUAUUUUGUGCAUGAGUAAAUUCAUACCUAAUAACUGUUCAAAUGUUUCUAUUAUUGAGAGGAAAUAUGAGAGUGAGGAUGCUGUUCAAUAAUGUUUUUUCUGAGGUUUACAUGACUGGUUGGUUGGAAAUGUCUGUAUGCUGUGCUGAAUCUACAAAAGGGCAUUGGAAAGAAUCAUGAUUCUGCACUGAAUAUAUAAAGACACUUAUAAAGAAAAGUAUGCUAACGUAUGUUGUUUAGUUCAAGUGUUCAUUUGCUACAAUUGUUGUUAUUUGCUUCUCAAUAAUUUGUAUCCUAAUGUUUACAAUGUGAGAAGUUGAAGCUGUUAUGGAUGUGUAUUAUAUAUGUUUAUCCAUGUGGUGAACUGUUGGACUGAUCAGACCAGGGCAGAUGGGCAAAACUGUGAGGUCAAGUAGAGGAAAAAACACUGGUACAGAUUAUUAUUAUUAUUAUUAAAUCACAGGAUCUAUAUCCAUUACUUCAAUGACAUUAGACGCCACUGGUCUAAACAAAGAGAUGAUGAUGGACCUCGAGUUGUUUUGAUAUCAUUAGAGUUAUUAAAGGCCACAUUUGUAAUAUCUGACAUGUGUUCGGCAGACACAGUCUUUGAAAUGACUGUUACAAAUACACACUGGAAAGUUAUUUAUUCAGAUGUCUGGAGAAAGUUUAAUCCAAAUUAUUAUCAGAAAGGCUUCUUCAGUCCAACUGUUGUGGGGAAUAGUGGUAUUAGGUAACCAUGCAACUAGUAGCGCGGGACUAUCCACUGUUAAAAUGAGGGCAUGUAAAAGUCCUUGGUUACAAUCACUUCCCAGGAACAAUUCAAACUGAAGAAGCUCUUUGGAUGAACAGUGAAGUGUCUUCAAUCAAAACUCUCGUCCAGUGAUUUUGAUCUUCUCCAGACAUCAGAGCACCUGGAUAAUUGAGAAUAACCUUAAUAUGUAUGUUAUUUGUUUUAUAGCAAGAUUUGCAAAGUAACAUUUGUUAAAGGCACAGUUUUAAACAAUAAUUAACUUUCUUGCGUUUGAUAAAGAUUGAUAUCCACACUCAUGUCUGAGGGUUGUGCAAGUAUGGAACUAAAGCCAGGGGGUGGUUAGCUUAGCUUAGCAUAAAGGCUGGAAACAGGGAAACAACUGCCAUGUCUCUGUCCAAAGUUAAAACAUCUACCAACCAACACCUCUAAAUCUCUUUUUUCUGUGGUCUGGUGUACUUUGUGGUUUCAGGAGGAGUUAUGCAGUGUUACUAUUUGGCAACCUCACAGCAAAAACAAGACUCUGGGAAGUCACUGGUCCCAGUUUUUGUUCCCCAUGAAAUUGUUAUGGCACAUAACUCCCCAUAAAACCACUAAUAGUUGUCUGUGUAGGUUCAUUCUUGACCUAGGGAUAGCUAGGAUAAGCUUUCAGACAAAAGCUUCAAGAAAAGCCAAGUAAGUGAACCUAGAGGGUUCUUUUGUCACAGAGAUGUGAUUCCAAGGUCAAGAAUAAACCUACAGAAAUUAUUUAUUUUUUGGCCAAGAUGGAAAUUACGUUUUAACGUUCUUAGAAAAGAGGCCAAAAAACCUCUGGAAUAACUAAUAAAGUCAACCUGGAUUUAAGAAUUGUCAUCACAGAACACAUAUUUCAGUUGUUGUUUGGAAUAAAAAAACAAGCUACAACUUGUUAUGAAGUUUGUAAGGCAGAUCUUAUUUUAUUUUUUAGAGAAAGCUAGGCUGUUUGUGUCCCUAUGUUUCCAGUCUGUAUGCUUAGCUAAGCAUGGAGGUUUUAUAAGAACUGGAUAUGGCGCCACCGCUCACCCCAGUGGCCACUCGUGGUAUUGCAAUGAAAUAUUCUCCUGUGGCCUAGAGAGCAUUUUCUUCACAGGCCACCAUUAUAAAAGAGAUGUCUGCAAAACUGUUGACAGGACACCUCAAACUACAAAGAAACAAUCAAUUAUGACUCUUUCUAUAAUUCAUUUGUUAUCCAUGAAGUAUUUAUAUUUGUAAAACUUUCCUCGAGCAGAGAAAAGUGUGAAAAGAAAGUGGCGUCAUCAGAAUGUAAACUCUUAUGGGCUGAGCGGGAACUCGUGGGGUGGGGGCCAGCAGGAAAUCACUACUGCAGAUAUUCAGUGGUCCGCAUAACCAUGAAGUAAAGCCAGAAGCUAGGAAACAUCAAUGAAGCUAAGCUGAUUACUUCCUGGCUCCAGCUCCAUACUCAGUGCACAGACAAGAGAGUGGUAUCAAGCUCCUCAUCGAAUACUCGGCCAGAAAGGGAAUCGAAUAUUUCCUAAAAUGUCAAACUAUUUCUUUAAAGCUAUCAUGUAUGUACUGAAUAUGCCUGUCCACUUGUAACGUUGGAUCACAACAUUUAGAACAGGUGAUGCUUGCCUCACAUGAAAGCCCAUGUUUCCUGGGCUUGACCCCUCACCUCCAUCUACUGUGAGGUGACCCAAAACCUCCUAGCAGCGCCCCCUGCAGGACACCAUAUACUCCUGUACUCUCUGUGAAAACCUCAGCACACUUUUAGUGCCUCUGAACAAUGUUGCCAAUAUACCACUGACUGACUGACUGACUGACUGACUGACUGGAUGGAUGCCUGGACAACUGAUUUCUGAGGCUGUGUAUAUGUGUGUGUGUUUUCUGACAGAUGAAUAAACGUACAGAUGAUUAAUAA